AUGAUGGAAAAAUCACUCCCAGAGUCGAUGUUGAAGAUAAAAAGCGCUCGUCUGUGGUGUGGUCCCCCAAAUCAUCAUCCUCACCGUCUGCAACUCGCCCAGUGUGGUCUCUUAUCAAUUAACCGCAAGGAUCGGAUUAGCUUAUUUCUCAUCUCUGAAGCGUUUGGAAUUGCCGAAAUGGAUGCCGAUGAUCCACCUUAUUUUAAGGUUGGCCGAGACGCAUUUGGGAAGAAGCAUUUCUCCUGCUUGCUGUGCGGAGGGAAAACGAUGUUAGAUUACCGACCCCAUACACUGUUGCCAAAACAUCAGCAAAUGGUUAGAGAUUAUGAGGUAACAACAAGACGCACCUUGGAACCAGCUUCAAAUCCCGGGCAGCCAAGAGAGGAUGAAGUGAAUUUGUGGACGAGUGUUGCCAAUGAGUUGGCCUUUGAGUCGGGCACUCUGCAUGCGGAUCCCAGGUCUGAUGAGGAGUCGGAUGCUUCGGACUUGCUGAUUGUAGCACGCAACACGUCAUUGACCCUCUUCAAUCCUGCCGACGACGAGUCUUCAGAUUCCGAGCAUGAGAUGGAUUGGGAUGAUGUCCUGUUUGAAACCGUUCAUCAGCUUGGGCCGGGCAAUCUUGCUGAUCCUGCCGAUCGAAAUGCCAGAAGUCUCGCCGAAAGAUGGUAUCCGUUUAGGUCGCAGGCGGACGUUUUGGGCGCUUUGAUUCAUGGAUAUAUGCGCCAUGUGAUGUCUCGAGCGGAGUAUGCACAACUCCGACUGAUUUUGUCGCUGGCAGAACUGGAGCUUCCUCACUGGAACACUUUGCGCAGUGGGAGGUUACGCAUCCGCAACUUAUUAAGAAUGGAGAUCACCCACAGUGAAAGCAUUCUCCACAACCAAUGUUACUCCCUGAACAUUAAGCAAUUAUUGGCAAAUGACUUGGCCAAUCCCUAUGUCAAUCCAAAUUUAGAGUUUUAUCCACACUUUACUGGUGGGCAGAAUGUGUUCAAAAUGUCACAAAGUGCCAAGUGGCGUGAAGACCUCAGUCCAACUCUCCGAGUGCCCAUGGCAGAAGCAAACAACAAGCACUGGUACAUUUUUGAACCGGUUCAACUGCACAGCCGACAUGUGGUGGUGCCAAUCUUUUUCUUCAUGGAGAACAACAAAAUCUUGGCUCGAUGUGUGAAAGCAGACAUAUCCCAACAAGGACCAAAGAAAAUCAAGAUCACUAUUCCAUCUAAUCUGGAUUUCAAUUCCAACCAGUUGAGGAAUGUCCAUCUCAAAGAUUUUGCAUUGACUUACGACGAGAUACAUAUUGGGUCUGCUGGAAAGCUUGCUGAAGCAUGCAGCAAUGAACUCUAUGAAUAUGGUCAAAAAGAAAAGGCCCACACACUUCCCAAUCCGUGGCGGAUCAAGGCCUCAGGAAUGAUUAUUAGACACAUGCCAAUCAAUUUAUAUGCCGACGACACAUCGGGUAAUGUUUCCAAGAGAUACAACAAACACAUUUCAUUCUACUUUACUCUGUCAGGAUUGCCACCAAAAUACUCCAACAUGGAGUACAAUUGUCAUUUCCUAUCUACAUCAAACACUGCAGGUACUUUGGAGCUAGCCAAUCAGAUAGUGGAUCAGAUGAAUGAUUUAGCCACUGAUGGGGUUAUUGCAUACGACGCAAGUCUGGGCAAAAAUGUCUUAGUGAUGAGUUUAGUUUUAUGUUUUCAGGCGGAUUCUCCGAUGCAUGCGGAGAUUACCAGUACACCUGUUCCUGGCGUAUCUUUAAACCCAUGUCGCAUGUGUGGGUUGAAAACCUCCUCACUGGAUGAUAGAAAGACACCCAAUUAUGUCUGUCAGUUCCUGGGACUCAACUCCCAAGGUGAAAAGGUUAAUUUCCCACCACGCACUUGGGCAGGAACCAUUGAAAAUGCCAAAAAAAUAUGGAAGAUGGGCAAAUCAGGUGCCCAAAAAAAAUAUGAAGAUCUGGGGACCAAGCAUGGGGUCUGUGAUUCAAUCAACCGCCAGAUGGUUGAAAAUAUUCGUGGCAAAAAUAAAGCUGAGUGGAAGUCAGAAGUGGAAGCUACAGAGAAGGACAAUGAUGAGAGACUAUUCAAUCCCAUUUACAGACUGAAAGGUUUUGAUGGUUGCAAAGACACUCCAGUUGAGGUACUCCAUGUCUUCCUGCUUGGUGUAGUGAAGUACAUGACCCAGGACUUCAUGAAGGGAUUGAAGGUGUAUCAAAUAUCUGAACUGAUUGUGAGGUGGGAAGCCUUCAACACGGAUGCCCUCAACCACCCUUCCAUCAGCCCUUCUUACGUGGUCAAACACUAUAAGAGCCUCAUUGGAAAGGACUUCAAGAUCAUCCUCCAGGCUGCCCCUUUUGUCUUUUUUGACUUCAUGAGCACAGCUCAAAAAGGCCACUGGUUUUCCCUCUGUAUCCUAUCCACAUACAUAUUCCAAUCUAACAUUGCUGACAUGGCCACACACUUGGCUGAUCUCCGCAAGUACAUAGAUAUCUUUCUAUUUCACACCAUCCAACAGUCGGCCAGAUGGGUCAACAAACCCAAAUUCCACAUGUUAUUGCACUUGCCUGAGUCCGUGGAGCGCUUUGGGCCUGCAGGAUUGUUUGCCACAGAACAAUUUGAAAGCUUCAACAAGAUAUUGCGGUUGGCGUCCAUUCACUCAAACAGACACAAUCCAGGGAGGGAUAUUUCAAUCAGCUUUGCCGACUUUGAAUGUUUGCGAGCCAUUUUCUCUGGAGGGCGCUUGAUCAAUCACAGAUCUGGUCAGACCUUCUUUGCCAGUCCUAAUGUGACCAACAUCUUCAGGGACAACACCCUCAUUCAGAGGUCCAUGGGUUAUAAUGAUAACAUGAUAGCGGAUUCCAAUGUCUAUCCUAUGGAGAUGAUAACUCCAGUACCCAAAGAGGAGAAAGAAUCCCCCCCACACUACCUACAGGACCAAUUUUCUGGAUAUCACUUUACUCAGGUCCAUCAGCUGCACAUCAAUUCCAAGGAUGUUUGCAAGAAGGGAUACUUUGUUGUUAUUUUCCCCAGGAACAAAUCCCCAAAAUUCAUUGGGCGCGUGGAAUCUAUAUGGAAGGGACAAUCCCAAAACCGCAAGACUUUAUACGUCAAAAUCACACGAUUUCAAGUUAAAUCCGUCGACCAGUUCUACAAUAUGACCGCACUUGUAAAUGAGAAGAAAUUUGAGUUUUAUUUGGCCUCAGAGGUGGCUGGAUGUCUCAAUGUGCAACAUGAUUGCCAUCUUGGGAAAUGUAUGCCAGACAAAAACAAUAAGAGGAAAUUUGGCCCAGAGGAAGCAGCUCCAUCUAAGGAAGCUGUUAAACAUCAAGAUGACAAUUCUUAUAUAAUCAAUUCUGCUUCUUUGCACUCCAUUCCUCUGCGUCAACAAUUCUCCAACAUGACCCGCCCCCCAAUCACCCCAAAGGCCUGGACCAAGUGUGUUCAGGAUGGGCUCAAGAAUUGGUUUGAGCCUUCCAAAGGCAAGGCCAAGGCCCCAAAGGCCUCACAAGUAGCAUCCACUUCACAAAUGAUGUUGGAUUAG
Molecule: messenger RNA, 3540 nt
Organism: Puccinia graminis f. sp. tritici CRL 75-36-700-3
Lineage: Eukaryota; Fungi; Basidiomycota; Pucciniomycetes; Pucciniales; Pucciniaceae
Exons: 10
Coding region: 1-3540 (1179 amino acids)
Source: RefSeq, a predicted model, not a curated record